AUGUUUUUUUGCGGAUUUAAUUCUGCUGUAGAAAAUUCAAUAUUACAGCUAAUACAACCAUCGAAGAGACUUCCAUUUCGUUCCAGUAAUAAUAAACAAACAUCAUCGCCACGAGAAGCUAGUUCGUCUCUAACACUGCAAAAGCCACAACACCAGCGACAGCAAUCACAAUCUUCGUAUAUAAUGAAAAAACCGACUGAAUUAUCCUCGUUAUUAGGCGACUCUUUGAAACUUCGACGACGAGCACAGGAUCCUGCUGGCCUAGAUAAUAACAUAACUAAUAUUUUGUUGUUGAUGCGUAACGUACUUUUGAAACUAAAUUCACGUAUAGAACAAACCGAUGCUGCCGAUGAUCGUUUAACAUCGUUGAGAGAAGAUGUGACACGUGAUAUUCGUUCACCACUAGUGGUCGUUUCGUCAGUCCCUCCUGCUACUUUAGUGGAUCAAGACCAUGUUAUUCAAGAGAAAGUGGAAUACCUCUUUAAUAAUCGUAUGAAAACUGUGUGGGAAAAACUUGAUUUGAAUGUAGAUAGUUUACGCAAUUCGAUCGAACGUUUAAAGCUUUUAGAAGAGUCAUUACAUGACAAAACGAAUCUUAUAAUUGAUAAACUGGAAAAUAUGAAGAAAGAACGUCAACAAUCCCAAGAAGAACUGAGAACGAUGGUCGACUCAAUGGAAAAGGUUGUUGAACAAGGUGCUGAAGAAGCAGCUCUAGAGGAAACAGUACCAGAAAUACUCACAUCUAAACAACAAAUAGCUAAAGUUCUCAAACAACCCGUUGUCAUCAUCCCGAGACAAACAGUUGUACCAUCUAUGCCAUCCCAACAAUCACUCUUUAGCACUACACAGCGACCGACAUUUGAUCAGCUGAUUCAGCAAGCAAUGCAACGAGAUGUGCCACUUGAUGAAAAUUUUGUGUUAGGAACAUAA
Messenger RNA from Didymodactylos carnosus, 930 nucleotides. The record is from the annotation of a GenBank genome assembly. Lineage: Eukaryota; Metazoa; Rotifera; Eurotatoria; Philodinida; Philodinidae.